Salvia hispanica is the source of this 1195-nucleotide messenger RNA. RefSeq names its product response regulator 9 (gene ARR9). The record is from RefSeq and is a predicted model, not a curated record. Lineage: Eukaryota; Viridiplantae; Streptophyta; Magnoliopsida; Lamiales; Lamiaceae. Gene Ontology annotation, biological process: phosphorelay signal transduction system; cytokinin-activated signaling pathway.
UUCAAGAAUCAAUCUUUGAUUUGAAUGCAUAUGCUCACACAUUUCUUUAUUCUUUCUUGCUUGCCUUGUAAUUCAAAUUCCAAGUUGGAAAAUUUGAGGCAUAUAUCUUCAUUUGAAAUCUGGUCAGAUCUUGCUUUGUGGGUUGUGAGAUUUUGGUGGGACUUCAUAUUUCCAUUUCAUCUCCAUUUCCUUCCUUCAACUGUUGCCUAAAACAAAGUAUAGAAAAGCACCCCCACUAGAGAAAGAAAAGAAGCAACCUUUUUCCCCCUCUUUAAUCAUUCCUCACUUUCUUCUUCUUCAACCCCUCAUUUCUUUGAUUUUUAGCUCUAUUUUUGGGGGUUGUGACAAAUUUGAAGGAAUGGGAUUGGCUGCAGCAGAAGCUCAGUUUCAUGUUUUGGCUGUUGAUGACAGUGUGAUUGAUAGGAAGCUUAUUGAGAUGCUGCUUAAGAAGACUUCUUACCAUGUUACUACAGUUGAUUCUGGUAGCAAAGCUCUGGAAUUUCUUGGUUGGAAUGAAGGAAACUCUGAUGAAGCCAUUUUCUCUCCCAAAAAUAAUCAGGAGGUGGAAGUUAAUCUUAUUAUUACAGACUACUGUAUGCCUGGAAUGACAGGCUAUGAUUUGCUCAAGAAAAUUAAGGAAUCAGCAGUUCUGAGAGAUAUACCAGUGGUGAUCAUGUCAUCUGAGAAUGUCCCCUCAAGGAUCAACAGAUGCCUAGAGGAAGGGGCAGAGGAGUUUUUUCUGAAGCCAGUGAGAUUAGCAGAUGUAAACAAGCUUAAGCCCCACAUUAUGAAAACCAUGGGCAAAGAGACUCAAAACCAUGAAAAUCAAGACAAUGAUGAAGAAAUAGUGGAAACAGAAAUCCAAUCUCAAUCUCAAUCACAAUCACAGCCACAGCAAACACCACAAUCCAACACCAAUAACAAUAAAAGGAAGUCUAUGGAUGAAGGGCUAUCACCAGACAGAACAAGGCCUAGAUACAAUAAUGGUCUUACUGUUAUGUCCAACUAAUUUUCUUCUUCUUUUCCAUAAUGUUCUUUUUUUAUAAAUAUAACUCUUUUUUUAUAUUUGCUUUUUUUGGUGAGGUUGUAAGAUAUUGUAUAGGGAGAGAAAUCAAGGGGUGUGGUUCAUCAUGAAUGAUGAAGAAUAUAUCUGUACACAUUUGACAAAGUAGAAAAAUUUACAUCCAAUUUUGUA